AUGGAUAGACAAGACUAUAUUAUGCAAAUGAAAGCCUUGCUUAACGAUCAGUCUACAUACAGAAAAUUAAACAGAAACCCGUUGAAUAAAAUCACCUCGCAAUUAAACUGUUUAGUGAAAUCAUGGAAGAACAACGGUAUUAUUGACGCGAGGGCUUACAAUUUUCUGUACUGCACAAACGGUAACCUCCCCCGUUGCUAUGGACUUCCGAAGAUCCACAAGGAGGGCUAUCCGUUACGCAUAAUUGUAUCUGCGGUUGGAAGCCCUCUUUAUAAUAUUGCCUUAUAUCUGCAUAACAUUCUGAAUAAAGCAGUUGUGAAGCCGUCUUCCCAUGUUAAAGAUAGUUGGUCGUUCGUGGAGAGUAUGAAGCAACACAGCAUCCCCCCUGACCACGUCCUGGUCUCUCUCGAUGUCGUGGCGUUGUUCACGAACAUACCCACAGAACUUGUUCUGACUGGAAUCGAAAAAAGAUGGGAUGCGAUAUCGGGAGAGACCCGUAUGAAUCUGGACCAAUUUUUACACGCUAUCAGAAUGAUUCUUAACUCCACUAGUUUUUCUUUUGACGGUGAGUUCUACGAACAGAUCUUCGGUAGUCCAAUGGGUUCCCCCCUCUCGCCUAUUUUAGCCGAUAUCGUUAUGGACGAUUUGGAGACUUGCUGCCUUUAA
Temnothorax curvispinosus is the source of this 666-nucleotide messenger RNA. RefSeq lists its product as uncharacterized. NCBI's taxonomy places the organism in Eukaryota, Metazoa, Arthropoda, Insecta, Hymenoptera, Formicidae. The record is from RefSeq and is a predicted model, not a curated record. The transcript has a single exon. Bases 1 to 666 code for a protein of 221 amino acids.